AUGCCGCGCCACCUGCUGCAGCAGUCCGUCGACCACCUCGCCGCGCUGGCCGCGCCUCCGGCGGCCGCCAUGGCGCGCGGCGGGACGAGCGUGCACACGGAGACGCUGCUCAUCCUGGCGGCGGUGCUCUGCUUCCUGCUCUGCGUGGUCGGGCUGGCCAUGGUCGCGCGCUGCUCCCGCCUGUGCAACCCCUCCGCUUUCUCGGUUGACGCGCCGGGGGCAGUCGCGGCGCCGGGCAAGGGGAUCAAGAAGAAGGCGCUACAAGCGCUGCCAACCGUGUCCUGGCGGCCAGAGCAGAGCAAGGAGGUAGACGACGAGGAGGGGGAGCGGCCGGAGUGCGUCAUCUGCCUGGCGGAGUUCGCGCGCGGCGACGAGGUGCGCGUGCUCCCGACGUGCGGCCACGGCUUCCACGCCGCCUGCGUCGACGUCUGGCUACUGUCCAACUCCACCUGCCCCUCCUGCCGGCGCGCUCUCGUCGUCGCGGCCGCCCAAUCGCCGGCAGCCACCGAGUCUCCCACUCCUCAAACGUGCUGUGAGCGCGCCGACGCCGUCGCGGCUGCGCAGGCCACGGUCGCCGGCCGCUGUCGUUCGUCGGCACAGUAG
Triticum turgidum subsp. durum (durum wheat) is the source of this 603-nucleotide messenger RNA. The record is from the annotation of a GenBank genome assembly. NCBI's taxonomy places the organism in Eukaryota, Viridiplantae, Streptophyta, Magnoliopsida, Poales, Poaceae.